UCCUUCCCUUUUCAUCCAGCUGCCGCUCAGUUUGAGCCUCUCGCAUCUUGCGCUUCACGGCCUGCCUCUCCCUGAUCUCGAAUCCAAACUCGAGACCAUGUAUCACAGCAGCUGAGAUGGACCACAACCCGCCGCGGCCUCCGCUCCGCUCGGCCACAUCCUCGAGCAGCUUCAGCAGGAUCUCCACCGUCUCCGACUUUACGGACCUCGACAGCUUCCAAAGUGCCCUGGCAGACUCGCAGCUACAAACGCAGCCUUCGCCCGCCUCGCUUCAAACGUCGGGUGUCCAUGUCGGCACUUACUUCAGCCAUGAAGGCUAUACGUACGCCAGUCCGACCUCGUCCUGGGCCAGCUUCACAGGCCCCUCGCAUUUCACUGGCUACUCGCCCGUGGCUUCGACAGACCGGUCACUGCCCUACAGCCCAGGUCGGAGCCAUGCCCACAGGCACUAUGCGGCCAUCCCCGAGGAGGAGGACGGCAUCGACCUCGGCCUUAUCAGCUCAGCCGCCCCGGUGAGCAGCGGCGGCGAGACCGAGAUGUCGGAAGCACGCGCCGCCUCCACUCCCAUGUUCGACUUUACCAGCACCUUGGGACCGACCACGCAAGCGGAUGAGGCCUUCAUCCAGGCACUGCAGCAACAGGAGGCCCAGGGGAGGCUGACGGGCGGUCUGGGCGCCGGCAUCAAAACCGACUUGAUGCUAACCGAGUCUGCACUGCUGGCCUCGAGCCCCGUGUCGGAACGGCCGCUCAGCCGUACCUUCUCGCGCGUUGGCAGGCCCGUGAGCCGGACAGAGACGGUAAGACGGCUGGGCCAGAGCGCCGCCAACAGGCGCGGCGAGGUGAUCGAGGUGGUCAUGGAGGACCAUGAUGCCGGCGCAUCUGACGAUAAGGUCGACGCGGUCGACGUCAGCCUCGUCUCCGGCCCCGACGCUGGAGACCCUGUCCCGUUCGUCAUGCGGCAGACCACGUUCCCAACCAGCAAAGCCACCACUGCCGUGUUCUACCCGCAGCCGAACUGGAAGCCCUUCUCCAUGAGGUGGCCGUAUUUGCUCUUCCUGAUCGUCCUCUCCCUCGGGCUCGGAGCCGGCGUCGAGAUGCUGUACAGAUGGUCCGCGCAAACCCCGCUGGUCAGCUUCCGGUCGCCCUCCGAGAUCCCGGCGGCCCAGUACUUUGCCGUCAAGUUCCUGCCCAUGAUCAUCGCCGUCUCGUACGGUGUGCUGUGGCAGAUCACCAACUUCGACGUGAUGCGUCUCGAACCCUUCUACCAGUUGUCCAAGGAGGGCGGCGCCCUCGCGGCCGAGUCAUUGAACGUCGACUACCUGACGCAGUUCAACCUCUUCCGUCCACUUCGGGCCCUCCACUACAGGCACUACGCCGUGGCCUUGUCGUCCGUCGCCAGCCUGCUCGCCAACACGCUGGUUCCGACCCUCGGCGCAGCCAGCAUCAUCCUCACGCCGGACCGCGAUACGCGUCUCCGGUCCCCGAACAUUGAGAAACACAUCCUCCUCCACCACGUGUGGUCCCGCCUGCUCACAGCCACCUUCGCCAUCAUCGCCUUCCUCGGCUGCAUCCUCUUCUGCCAGCUGCAGACCCGCCGGUCCGGCCUGCUCGCCGACGUCAAGGGCAUCGCUGGGCUGGCCUCGAUGGCCACCGUCAGCCACAUCCUGAUGGACUUCAAAGACACGGAUGUCGCGACGCACCAGGAUAUCCACAACAAGCUCAAAAACCGCCGCUACGUCCUGCGCAACUCGGCCCUCGCCCCGGACGACAGUCGCACCACCAACACCACUAGCACCAACGCCAACCCCACCGCCGCCGACCGCUACACGCGAAACCACCUCUCCGCCAACCCGCAACCGCUCAUGCUCCGGCCGCUCGGCGCCCUGCCCUUCCUGGCCGCCCUCGUCGGCUUCACCGCCCUGUUGCCGACCGUGCUCUUCACGCCGGCCACCGCGCUCGCCGACCGCGCCCCCUGGCUGGUCACCGCGCUGGCCGUCGUGCUGAAGCUGUCGUGGGGCGCGCUCGAGACCGACGUGCGCCUGCUCGAGCCGUACGUCAUCCUGGCGCGCCGCCACGCCGCGCCGGCCACGCUCGCGCUCGACUACACCACCAUGCCGGUCGGCUGGGUCGCCGUCAAGGCCGCCGUCCAUCGCCAUUGGGUUGUCUUCUGGGUCGGCGUCGGCACGCUGCUCGCCGAGGUGCUGACUGUGCUGGUCACCAGCUUGGUGACCGGGGAGGGGAAGGUGUUUGGCGCGUUGGCCAGUGGGGAUGGGGACAACGGCAGCGGUGGUGAUAGUCGUAGUGGUGGAGGUUCUAAUACUAAUGAUAAUAAUAGCAAUGGUGGAGGAGGAGGGCAAGGCAUGCCGGCGGAGGCCAUCAACGCCGGGCAGGAGACGGUGCCGAGCUUCUGGCUGUCGCUGGCGCUGGCGCUGCUCAUCCUGCUGUACAUGAUCGCGACCGCGGGUGCCGUGUUCGCGCGCCGCCGCCGCGUGUUCAUGCCGCGCCAGCCCAACACCAUCGCCAGCGUGCUCGCCUACAUCCACCAGAGCAAGAUGCUGUACGACUUCGUCGGCACCUCCAAGUUCAGCGCGGCCGACAUGGUCCGCCGCCUCGAGGCGCGCGGCAAGACCUACGGCCUCGGCUGGUUCCGGGGCCGCGACGGCCAGAGCCACUGCGGCGUCGACGAGGAGGAGCUGCUGAGCGAGUACAAGCCGGGCUAUGACUAUUCGAGGGCCACGAAGCCGUGGGAGGAGGCCGAGGUCAAUUGGCUUUGAGGGACAAGUCCUUGCAAAGAGCGUUCGGUGUUAUCAGGGGGGGGGCGUAUACAUGAUGUGUUGGCGUUGGGAGCGUCGGCCGGUGCAUGGCUGGCGUAUGUAUAGUAGCUACCGUACUGCAUAGCUGUGGGUUCGCUUUGGCUUCGGCGUUUGGACUGGGUCAACGGUG
Thermothielavioides terrestris NRRL 8126 is the source of this 2943-nucleotide messenger RNA. RefSeq lists its product as uncharacterized. The coding region runs from base 117 to 2774 and encodes 885 amino acids. The record is from RefSeq and is a predicted model, not a curated record. The transcript has a single exon. NCBI's taxonomy places the organism in Eukaryota, Fungi, Ascomycota, Sordariomycetes, Sordariales, Chaetomiaceae.